GACAUAGACAGAAGUAGAGAGGUUAGAGGUAUCUUGUGGGCUGUACAGGGACAUGCAACAAACAGGUCCAGCAGCACUGCGGCAUAGAAAACAAAAGUGUGUAUUUGUGUGUGCAACAGACAGGAGAAGCAUUAGACAAACAUGGAUCACCCCCCUGCUUCUCUUACAGAGCCAGUGGGGAGGCAGGACAGGUAGAUACCAUAGAAAAGAAUAUACAUGCAGUAUAGCCAUGUAAGAGUCAGUUUAUUCUGACUACAAACAGUAUCUUGAGGAAGGCUGCUACAUCAGACAUUUGGAUCUUGCUUUACAAGUUGUGGUAAAUAUGGAUGCUUAUGGACCUUAUUCCACUGUACGGAUCUCCAUUGCUGAGAUGGAAUCUUACUACAGCUUCCUGGAGGUGUGUCAGGAGACUGAAUCAGCCAUACUAGGAAAUGAGAUCAUGCAGCAGGACAUCAGGCCCCUGCUGGCUGUAGACAUCAUAGAGCAGCUUCACCGCCAGUUUGCCUUGCUAUCUGGAGGGCGAGGGAAAGAUGGUGCCCCCAUCAUCACUUUCCCAGAGUACUCAGGCUUUAGCGAAGUGCCAGAGGAAGAUUUCCUCAAUGUAGUUACUUACCUGACCAGCAUCCCCAGCCUGGAUGCUGCAAGCAUUGGCUUCAUUAUCAUCAUCGACCGGCGGAAGGACAAAUGGAGCUCAGUAAAGGCCUCUCUAUCCAGGAUCGCUGGGGCAUUCCCAGGAAAUCUUCAGUUGGUGUUGGUGCUGAGGCCAUCCAGGUUCUUCCAGAAGCAUAUAGCAGAUAUUGGGAUCAAACUACACAAGGAUGACUUCAAAAUGAAGGUACCGAUCGUGAUGCUGAACUCGCUGUCUGACCUACAUGGCUAUGUGGAUAAAAACCAACUGACCCGAGAGUUAGGAGGAAACCUGGAAUACUGUCACAGUCAGUGGAUACAUCACCGAACAGCCAUAGAAAAUUUUGCCAUGACAGUGAAAACCACAGCCCAGAUGUUACAGAAGUUCGGGACAGACCUAGCAGAGACAGAGCUGCCCAAUGACGUCCAGUGCACCAAAGACCUCCUUACAGCACACACCGACAAGCACAAUAACCUCAAGGAUGAACUGAGGAUAGCUGUGAAGCAAGGCACCACCUUGUAUAGUUGUAUAAAAGAUCAGUCAGCCAAGUCAGAGGAUCAUGAACUCAACCCUGAUGAGAUGGAAAACCAAACUACUGUGGAAAGGCUUUUAGCCCAGCUAGAUGAGACAGAAAAUGCCUUUGAACAGUUCUGGAGCAAACACCAUCUGAAACUGGAGCAGUGCCUGCAGUUGCGUCACUUUGAACAGGACUUCAGAGAGGUCAAAGUGUCUCUUGACAGCUUGAUAGAGAGUCUAAACAGCCUUUCAGACACUGGGGAUUGUGUGGCCAGAGUUGAGAAACUGCUCAAGGAGCUAAAAACACUGGAGGAGAAAGCUCAGGCCACACUGGAAAAGGCACAACUUCAUGCAUUGCAUGGUGACCAGCUGAUUCAGAGCAAUCACUAUGCUGUGGACUCCAUCAGACCCAAAUGUGUCGAGCUCCGUCGUGUCUGUGACGACUUCAGCAAUGAGGUCAAGAAAAAGACAGAUAUUUUGUCCAAAUCUCUGCAGAUACACCAGGGCAUAGAUAAGGUUAACCAGUGGUGUGAGUCUGGGAUCUACUUGCUGGCAUCCCAGGCUGUGGAUAAGUGUCAGUCACAGGAAGGGGCAGAGUCAGCACUGACAGACAUCGAACACUUUCUGGAGUCAGCAGAAAAGAACCAACUGACUGAACUGAGGAACCUCCACAACCAGUAUGAGGUUGUCUUGUCAGAGGAUAUCAAGGGUAGUGUACUGAAGGCGCUAAAGAGACUAGAAGAUGUUCAGGAGAUGUUUGAAAAGCGGCAUCUCAGUCUGAAGAGACUGUCAGCUAAACAGACAAGGCCCAUCCAGCCUGUUGCUCCACGGCCUGAAUCCUCCCCCAAACGGCCCUCAGUGAAAAACACCGCCAGGACUGCAGGAGGCCAACAGCCUCUUGCUCGCAGAGCUUCCGAUAAUUCUAACAAACAGCAGGCUGAAGCUGAUCUCAACAAGAAGAAGAACAUAAGGAAGGCAAAGGGAGGAAUCAAGAUUGAGGUCAUGCAUGAAGAAAGCCAGGGAGGCUCCACACAUGUUGUUGUGACAAACGAGACUGAGGAAAGUCUAUCCAACAGACGCAGGCAUAUCAUGACUGAACUAAUUGAAACAGAAAGGCUGUAUGUUGAGGAGCUGCAAAGCAUCAUGGAGGGUUAUUUUGCAGAACUGAAUAACUCAGAGCUUAGCCACCUCAUCCCACCAUCACUGGAGAACAAAAGAGAUGUGCUAUUUGGAAACCUGCCGGAGAUAUAUGAAUUUCACAACAAGACAUUUCUCAUGGAGCUGGAGAACUGCGCAGAGAAACCAGAGCUGGUUGGAACCUGUUUUCUGAAAAGAAAAGAAGAGCUUCAGGUGUAUGAAAAGUAUUGUCAGAAUAAACCACGCUCUGAAAUCCUCUGGAGGCAGUGUGGGGACAGCCUGUUUUUUCAGGAAUGCCAGAAGAAGCUGGAUCACAAACUGUCUCUGGAUGCCUACCUGCUGAAGCCUGUCCAGAGGAUCACCAAAUACCAACUCAUGCUGAAGGAGAUGUUAAAAUGCAGUAACGGUGAGGGGAUGGCUGAGUUGGAGGAGGCUUUAGCCACCAUGCUGGACAUCAUUAAGUCUGUCAAUGACUCCAUGCACCAGAUAGCAAUCACUGGCUUUGAGGGAAAUCUGAGUGAACUGGGGAAGCUGCUGAUGCAGGGAUCCUUCAAUGUGUGGACUGACCACAAGAAAGGCCACAGCAAAGUGAAGGACCUGGCGAGGUUUAAGCCUAUGCAGAGGCAUCUCUUUCUGUAUGACAAGAUGCUGCUGUUCUGUAAGAAACGAGAGGAGACCACUGAUGGACAUGAAAAGACCCCAUCCUACAGCUUCAAACACUCACUCAAGAUGAGUUCUGUGGGGAUCACAGAGAAUGUCAAAGGCGACAGCAAAAAGUUUGAGGUUUGGUACAACGGCAGAGAGGAAGUUUACAUCAUCCAGGCUCCCUCCAUGGAUGUGAAAAAUAUGUGGGUGUCAGAGAUUCGGAAAGUUCUUACAGGCCAGCUGGAAGCAUGCAGAGAAGCCAGCCAGCUCAACAUCUAUGGGGCCCCCAUGAGGAAUGUGCGGAAGAUGGCACUGAAACACUCUGAUUCAUCAAGCCCAGAGUCAGGCUUCAGGAGGUCCAACCCCAGCCCUAAUAUGAGGCAGAAGAGAGCUGACGCUUCAGCCAGCCAGUCAGGCUACUCGGCUGUUAAUGCUAGGAAGCAUUUCACCUUGCAAGGACUUUCCAACAGGAGGUCUCUUCCUGCAGAACCUGCUGCUAAAGAGGCUGAGGUCCCCCGCCGCUUCUCUCUCACUUCUUCUCUUGCUUCCUCUUCCUCCUCCUCCUUCGCUACACGGCGCACAAAAGGUCCCCUCUCUGCUAGCAUAAAGAGCAAAAGGCAUGAAAUAAAGAGUGAUCCCACUCCAUUUGGUUAUGAAGAUACAUUGCGCGGCGCUAUGGCAGCAGUCAGGAAACGUCAGAGUAUGACUAGCAGCACUUCUGCUGGUCCUGGUGGCACCUCAGCUGUCCCUAGAUCCACUUCCCAACCAGGCUGGGCCCAGCGGCGUCUUCUUUCCAUGGACACAGAGGACUUUGAGACGAUUCCCUCCAGCGCAGAGGAAUCCUCCAACUCUUCAGACGAGGAAGGCAACAAUAAAAAUGGUGACAGCAGCCGUUUCCGAGUACAGCUAACAUACGAGUCUCGUGAUCCGCAAGACCUCUCUCUGGAGACAGGUGACCUCGUCCAGUUUGUGGAGGAAGCAAAGAAUGGAAACUGGCUAGUCAAGAACCUUUUAACAGAGAAGACAGGGUUGGUCCCAUCCAGUAUACUGCAAACAGCAUCAGAAGGAGAUAUCUUCAGUGAUCUGUGUACAGCAGCUCUCUCCAACUCUGAAAAUGAAGCCAGUACAUGGGGAGAUGUGUCUCAGGACAGCAAAUAAACAUGGAUGACCACUAUAGUUCAUUAUAUUUAACUACAAAUAUGGCUGAUGACUAUAACUGUAGUUUUUUUAACUGUAAUUUCCUAAGCUGGACAAUUCUAGGUUUUCUACUUGUAGCUCUUAUUAAUGAAUUUGCAAAUAUGGCCUGCUAUUGUUUUUCAAAUGUAGUUUUUAGAAAAAAAAAAAAAAGCAUGCCUGAAUGCCACAGCAGGAAAGCCAUAUAAGGUUUUUAAUUCAAGGAAUUGCCAGCAUCUCUCUGUGGGGAACUGAAGCUUUCAUGGAUGCUGAACUGAAAGUUAAAUCAUUACUUACUGUGGAGAAUGCUGGAUGCCUGGAAAUUUAAAACCUUUUCUGACCUGGAUAACCUUAGGGAAAGUGACAAUUUCCAUGUGCUGGUUGUAAGCAGGCCUUGGGAAGGCGGCCUGGUUUGCUGUUACCCUGCACUGAAGCAGAACUCUUUAAGAUCAAAUUCUUACUCUGAUGCCCAAAUGUUUCAGCAUUUCAUGUUCAAAAUAUAUAUAAUUAAUUGCAAGUUGUUUUCUUUGGUUUUCUCUAUCCUAGUGGAGCAUGCACACAAAUUAUAUCAAGUAUAGAGUUGCUUCAGAGACUAUUCUGACUACUCCUAUAUUUUCACACUCGUACAGGUUCUCAACCACCAUCAUGUGUGUCCUUUGCAUGUUUUCCCUGUGUUUGCGUGGGCUGUCUCCGGAUACUCCAGCUUCCUCCCACAGUCCAAAGACAUGCGUGGGGAUAGGUUGAUUGGCAAGUUAAAUUGCCCCUAGGUGUGGAUGCAGAUGUGAAUGUGAAUGCAAAUGGUUGUCUGUGUCUAUGUGUUAGCCCUGCGACAGAUUGACGACCUGUCCAGGGUGUACCUUGCCUCCCGUCCUAAGACAGCUGGGAUAGGCUCCAGCCCCCCUGCGAUCUUGAAAAGGAUAAGCGGAAGAGAAUGGAUGGAUGGAAACUUAAAAAUCAAAUAUUACAAAAGCGUUUCCGCAACUAUUAGACAUUAAGUACAUUUUCCAGACACCAAGCUACUUCUGAGUGUGUGGGAAGGUUUCAUAGACCAUGUAGAUUGUUGCCGAUAUGGUUCAUCUUUUGGCAGAUUUUCCCAUCAGUGACCGUUCUCACUCGGUUAUGUAGUUUGCCUGAAAUGAUAACUUUAGGAAUUGCUGGAUUCGUUUUUUUGUUUGUUCAUUUCUUUGUUUUUCCAUUUUACAAUAUUUAAUGGCACUGAGGUCAGCUUAAUUAAUAAGGAAAAGUCUGAUUUUUUUCCCCCUGUGUAUGUAAACUCCUUGUGUAUAUUUAAACCUAUUUAAUAAUAGGUCAGUGAAUGGAUCUGAAUACUUUCUGAAGUAACUCUAUUGUUUCAACUUCCCCGCUGUCUGUUAGACUCACAAAUAAUGCGUGUAAUUUGCCAAAUGGCUGGAAAUUACUCACCAAACAACCAGAGAGCUAGGGCUGAACACAUCGGUUUGCUGAAUGCAAUAACAUAUGAAUAUAGCCUUUGUUUUUAUGUCAUACGGGGACAGAAACUGGAAGAAAACUUGAAGUCAAUUUGUCUUCUGGUAACAAGUAAAGAACUGUGCAGAUUGUGUAUCAUUAACUGUCUAAAAACAGCUUUUUGCUCCAUGCAAAAACAAAGUUGAUGAGAGUGGUGAGACCUAAGUGCAAAGAGAAGGCUGUAAUACUAAAAGAACUCAGCAGAACUGCAGAGUUGGGUAUUAAUUCUCUCUGGAUGUCACUAGAAGCAAACCCGUUUAAUUUACACAUAUCUGUCUCAUUGUUCAUAUAAAAUGCAUUCAUUUGUUCAGUUUUAGUUCCAAAGUCUGCUGCUGUAUCAGGGGUGCAAAAUGUGGGGAAAAAAGUCAUUCAAGAAGAAUUUCCUUUAUCAGUUAAUGAUAGCUAAUUACUCUCUAUCAGAAAAUACAUGAGAAGUAAAACAAUCAUGUUUUCCAUUUUAUGCUCUAUAUAGCUUCAAUGAAUAGCACACAGAAGAAGUCAAAAGGCUUUUGAUGGAAAUGAAGCAUUAAUGUUUAAGGAAAUGGAAUUAUCUCUAUGAUGUGUUGAGCUGCAUGCCACCGAGAUAAAGUAAGACUCAUUUUUACAUAAUGAGAUUUUCACUACCAAUCUUGUUAAGAACAUUUCACACUUUGAUUCCCUGCAUGCCAGCUGCUAUUUAAAGACAGGACUUAUGGUAUUCAUACAUAGUUUCUGAUUUGUGUGCAUGCACUGUACAAUAGCUAGAAAAUGUGCUUUCUAAGCAAUCUAAUCCCAGAUAUGAGUUUCUGCAAGGGUGACUUCAUGCCACUGUGAGAAAGCUCAUUUUUAAAUUGAGAACAUUCCAAAUAUUGUAUUAAUUUACGCUCACAGAUUCCCUAUUGAGGAAUUCUUUUAUCUCUGUGUUUGUGUUGCCUUAACUAAUUCGUAGAAGCAUACUCAACGAGAAACCCAAUUGAUCAUAUUCCAACCUUGGAAUUUAUUGAAGGAUUUAGUUUUUCUGCUGAAUCCAAGCAAUAGUUCAGCUUUGCAACAUGUUAUUGGAUUCAUGAGAGUUGUUUGAGGUCCAGCUGAAAGUGCUUACACCCGUGUUUUUGCUGCUGAGAAGUUAGCAUUUGUUCCCACCUUCAGUUUUGUAGGUGAAAUGCAUUUCUCUGACAGAUGGCACUCAUGCCCUUUUUUCCCCCCAAAGUAAACUUCACUAUGUUGUGGAAAAAGUCAGGGAAGUUUGUUUUUCUUUUUUCAGGGAAAAUAUUUUUAGUAAACAGCACCAUUUUUUCUAAGGUUUCAUAAGGUGUAUAAUGUUUUUUUGGUGUUGUUGUUAUUUUGGAUCUGUAGACUGGACAUAGGACUUGGUGAGGGCCACGGACACAUUUGACAAAUGUAAACAAACAUCAGUGUUAGCAUAAUUUUGAGGGAUCCAUUUUAUGUAUAACUGCUGUAUUGCCGUACUCCAUUGCUCCCUCACAGGCUUUUCAACACUGUAUUGCAUUUCUACUGCUAGGAUGAAUUGUAUAGACUAGUCACUGCGGUAGCAGAACUGUAGCUGCAGAUAAAUGGCAUAUUAUAUCACAGCAAGGAUAAUGCAACACAAACACUGCCAUUCUGUCAAAUGCUGCUGGCAUUUCACACAUGUACAUCAUGUCCCUUGGUUUGAUGCCUCUGUGAAUCAGCCAUAAAGAUAUUUGAGACUGAGAGAUAACGGUCCUUUUCUAAUCAAAGAACACAUCUGGAAGUUAAAGAUGUAAAGCCAUAAGGAUGUACUCACACCAGGCACAGUUUCCUACUACCAUGCCUGAGCACAAUAUCCCCAUUUCCUCACUGCCCCAUGCUCAUGCUGCCCUUAGCAACCUGGUCCAGUUCAUCUCAGUAUUUCAACUCAACUCUUUCCUGCUCACUCUGUGCAUCACUCACACACACUUUUAAAGAGCAUAAUGAGGUUCGUGAUUUGAUGUAGCUUAAUAGCAAUAUUUUGGGAGUUAUGAGAAACUGCCCCCUCACAUGCCUUGCAGGUGAUUUUUGCAUAAAUGUUGGAGUUCUUUCUUGGGUGUGGUUUAACGAUCGCACUAGGUGGAAUCAAGUACUGAUUAACAUACUGCUUAAUAUAACUGACACUUUCAUUUUACUUGCACUUAUUGAUUUAAGUUAGGACACAAAAGGACUUGACUAUGUUUGACAAAGGUUGUGGUUUAGAUUAAAUAUACCUCUUCAUUAUCUGAAAUCUAUGCGUUUAAAAGAAAAUGAUGGUUACCUAGUGUGGUUAAACACGUGAAAUGGUAUUUGUAAGUAUGUAUUAUAUGUAAAUAGUUUAGAGUAAAUUCAUCUCAUAGUUGCCAUAUAUCUAUAUCAUUGUAGCACCAACAACAAAGGAAUUUUGAAUGUAUGUGUGAACUGCCAGUGUCUUUGUCAAAAAGGCAUCAUUUGACAUCCUCUGAAUGAGAACUGGCUGGAAAACGGCUUAUUUGAUUUUCAUUUAGAUGGUAAAUCUUAGAAAUGGAAACAAGAAAACCAAAAGAUAUCAAACAACAAAGUCUUCAGACAAUACAUGUUAGAACAGAAGAUUGAACAUUGUUACAAACCACAAGUAAGUAGCUUUGAUCAGUCUUUGAAAAGACAAGUUUAAGAUGAGCAGUGGAUAGAUGCUUAGAAGGGUUCAUGGUUGGAUGAUAAGUGAAUGGAUACAUGAGAAUUCCAAAGGAUGGAUGAGAAAAAUUGGCUUGACAGACUGCUGUGUGACGGGCGAGGCAUGGAUAGACCGAUUGUUGGUUAGAAGAGUGAAUGGACAGAUUUGACGACACUGUAAAUGGGUUAGCAUUUGCAAGAGACAGCAAAACUAAAGUGAAGUUGAUAUGCAUUGAUAUUCUGAUUAUACAGAAAUGCAGUCCUCUUGAAUAUGCUGUAUAUUUUGUUCAUGCUAUGUUUAAAAUAUAUCUUUGCAAUGAAAAUAUUUCUCUUGUACUGCCAAUUUAAUUGCUAUUUAAGCAUAUUAUAGAAUGUAUCAAGUCUGUAUAUUGUAUCUGUCAUCUGAUGUACAUAUUGUAUUGCUUUGUUGUGAUAAUACGCAUUUACAAUGUAAAUUUUGUCACAGUUUCAUUUCUUAUUUCAAAUAUAUUCGAUUAUUCCUAACUUAGGCUCAACACCUAGAUUGUUUUACUUCUGCUAAAAAAAUGUUUCUACAUGUUCAAGAAAAGUAUAUACAAAGUCUUUUUAUAAAACAGGAUAAUUUUGCUGCUGGCAUUUCACAGAGCAAUCUCUAUUUCAAUAUCUCUUGUUUUUAGGGUUUUUUCCCCCAUAUUCAUUAGAGAAACCAUUUUCACCCAGUAAAUUAAUGUAAUCUACCAAAUAACACACAGCAACUUUGGUAAGCACAAGCAGAAGGUUCCAAUCUAUAAAACAAGUGGCUUUGUUUCUGAAUGGCCUCAAAAUACAUUGUUUGCAUCUGUCUUGGGAAUAAUAAAGAUUGUGUUGAAAAGUCCACAGAUUGCAUUUACCCCACAAUCAAAAUGAGUAAACAAGUCAUUUUAUUUCUUUAUUUGAUUUCAUUUAUUAAUCUGGUGCCAAAUCCCAACGAUUGUCAUCUCAAGUCACAUAUAGUUACGUAAAGAUCUCCCUCAUGAGUAAGCACUUAGAGACAAAACUCCCAAUUAAGAGGCAGAAACUUCCAACAGAUCAAGGCUCAGGGAGGGCAGCCAUCUGCCAUGGUCAGGAAGGUUGAGAGGAAUGAGAAGAGAGAAAAGAAGAGCACAGAGAGAACGUAAGCACCAGUUCCACUAAUGUAACGUUUUCCCAAACUAAAGACUAUAGCAGGAAGUGCAGGGCUGGUCAAUUGUUCUUGCUUUAUAACUAUAAAUGUAGUAAAACAUAUCUUUUUAGCCCAUGACACAAACUAAAAUGCUGAGAAAAUGUUACUUACAGUAUAUCAUUAACAUUAACGUGACUGCAGCAAACUCAUCAUUCUUUUACAAACCUUUAAGAGGAAAUCUUUCCCAGUCAUCACUGAUGUAAUUGCAAGGUAUCUAUACAUCCUUGACAUUUUCUGUGUGUCAGUUGUCAAUGUAGAUUCAUCAAAGGAGUAAAACACAUACAUUCUACUUGUACUGUAACAGGAAAUUUGCCGUGCCUGUAAAAGUAGUUGGAUACAGCCUCUUUGAUAUCGGUUGAACCGAAGAUUGAACCCUGUAGACUAAUAAUUCAGCAAACAUAAGCCCUGAGACUGAGAGAAGUUAAGAAAAAAAAGGCACAGUGAGAAUAUAAAGGAGAUGUGAUUUCCAACACCUCACCAUGUUCCCGAUCUACCAGACAAGACUCGUGUGAAGAAAAGAUGGGUGUUCAAACAAGAUGUUAUUAAAGUCUAUGCCAGCAGGCGGUGAAUUCAGGGGCUGUCAGAGAAGAAUCCUCUGCAUGUCAUCGCAGCUUGUUUUAUUUUGAUUUAAGACUGUAUUAAAAUGAUUUAAGGUUGUAUUGAAAUGAAAGGCAAUUAUAGCAAGUUGGGUUGUUAAAGAGAAAGACAAAGAGAUAAAAC
Molecule: messenger RNA, 10103 nt
Organism: Pelmatolapia mariae (spotted tilapia)
Lineage: Eukaryota; Metazoa; Chordata; Actinopteri; Cichliformes; Cichlidae
Gene: mcf2l2
Product: MCF.2 cell line derived transforming sequence-like 2
Exons: 35
Coding region: 323-4084 (1253 amino acids)
Biological process (GO): intracellular signal transduction
Cellular component (GO): cytoplasm
Molecular function (GO): guanyl-nucleotide exchange factor activity; protein binding
Source: RefSeq, a predicted model, not a curated record